Messenger RNA from Parnassius mnemosyne (clouded apollo), 687 nucleotides. Lineage: Eukaryota; Metazoa; Arthropoda; Insecta; Lepidoptera; Papilionidae. The record is from the annotation of a GenBank genome assembly.
AUGAUUUGGAAAAUUGUUUUCGUCGCUUUCUUGGCCGUUGGUGUGCUCGGCGAAUACCAACUGAGCGAAAUACAGCGGCAACAGUACAGGGACAUGCUGAAGGCGCAAUGCAAAAAGAACGGCGCCGAAGACAAAGUUGAAGAAGUUCAGGAAGUUAUGAAGACUUUCGCUCAGUGUGUCAUGGGCUUAUUUGAUGUCAAUGCUCUGAAGCGCGAAAUUGAAGAAGCGAAACCUAACGGCGCCUUAGAUGAAGUGUUCAAGAAGUACUGCGCGAAGUCACCUCAACUCAAAUCCUGCAUCCACUCAUUGACGGCCGGCGUGGCUCCCUGCAUGGACCAAACCGCACGAGAGCACAUUGCGUCUGCUAACAACGCCACAGACCAACUCAUUGACUUCGUAUGCUUCAAAGAUGGCGACCGAAUUGCAUUGUUCAUCGCUGAAGGCGGUCCUGAGUGCUUCCAAGAGAAAUCGGGCCCGAUACGCGCGUGUGUCGAUAAAGUGAAGAGCAGUGUGUCGUCCAUUGAGGCAGCUCAAAUCUUAAGUCUGGGCGACCAGUGCGGCAAAUACGACGAACUCACAACGUGUAUUGUGAAAGCACUGGAAGAAUGCUCGACGCCCACGCCCGCAAACAUGGCCGAAUCUUUGUUCAGAUACGUGCGCAACGGAACGCCUUGCAAGAACCAGUAA